AUGCAAGAUGAUAAGAAGUGUCCUGCUAGGAACAAGGAAUGCCUAAAGUGCCACAAGCUAGGCCAUUUUGCUUAAUGUUGUGAGACGAAGGAGACUAAAAACCCCAGAAGAAGCGGCCUAGUAAACCAAAGGGACAUAAGGGCACUGUUAACCAAAUGAACUUUGAGGAUUAUUCAUAUGACGGAAAUGAAUAUCCAUUUACCAUCGUUGAUGAGAAACAGCCUAUAGUUUCAGUGAGUUUUGGAGGUGUUGACUCUGGUGCAAGUUGUAAUGUAAUUGACCGUCAAUUGUGGGAAUCACUAAAACAAAAUAAAGUGAAAUGUGUUUCUUUGAGUCACAAGAAACAGCAGUAUCCCUAUGGCAGCAAGGAACCAUUAAAACGGCUGGUUGUUUCACGGCCAAAAUAA
Porites lobata is the source of this 407-nucleotide messenger RNA. The record is from the annotation of a GenBank genome assembly. NCBI's taxonomy places the organism in Eukaryota, Metazoa, Cnidaria, Anthozoa, Scleractinia, Poritidae.